UAGAUUUCUUUGCUGUGCUUCUCGUCAAGAACACUGUCUUGUCUUGCAAUCAUAGAAUCAUGUUAACUAGUCCGUUUGCUCUUGUAUAGAGAAAGGAGUUGAGUAGUACUGAAGAAAGCCCACUGGUCAUAAUUCAUCAGCUGUGGCCAUCAUGUUCCAGAUUUGCCUUAUGAUCCAUUUGUUGUCACUCAUCUCUGCCCAGUCAACAUAUUCCUCAUUCAAGAAAGGUCACAACAUCACAAUCCAUUCCUCCCAGCUUGUCUGCAGUCUACCAGGGCCACAGGGGCCUGCAGGGAACCCUGGACAUCCUGGAUCACAAGGGACGAUUGGAUCCAUGGGGCCUCCAGGGAAGGAUGGCCUGGAUGGGAAAGAUGGAGAAAAGGGACAAAAGGGAGAUAGAGGUGAGCCAGGGAGACCUGGGAACCCUGGAAAGCCAGGUAUGAAAGGUCGCGAGGGGGUUAUCGGGAAAGCAGGACCUAGGGGACUGAAAGGGCCACGUGGGCCAACAGGGCUGGCCGGAAAAAAGGGACAAAAGAGUGAGAAAGGUGACAUAGGUGAGGAAGGAGCUGCAGGGCGCUGUAACUGCAAUACAGCAGCCCGCUCAGCCUUCUCUGUGGCGAUGACCAAGAGCUACCCUAAAGAACGUCUGCCCAUCCGCUUCAGCCGCAUUCUGCUGAACGAGGGAAAUCACUACAACGCCAGCAGUGGAAAGUUUGUCUGUGCCAUCCCUGGGGUCUACUUCUUUACUUAUGACAUCACCCUGUCCAACAAGCACCUGGCUAUUGGACUGGUCCACAAUGGGCAGUACAAGAUCAAGACAUUUGAUGCGAACACAGGGAAUCAUGACGUCGCAUCCGGUUCCACUGUUCUUCACCUGCAGCGUUCAGACCAGAUCUGGCUGCAGAUCUUCUACUCAGAACAGAACGGAUUGUUUUUCGACCCCUUUUGGACGGACAGUAUGUUCACUGGCUUCCUUAUCUACGCUGAUGAAGAACAUCCCAAUGAAGCUGACAAAAAAGCUAAUACUGAAGCUGAAAGUUGAUCCUUAAGUCCAGAAG
Molecule: messenger RNA, 1058 nt
Organism: Lampris incognitus (smalleye Pacific opah)
Lineage: Eukaryota; Metazoa; Chordata; Actinopteri; Lampriformes; Lampridae
Gene: c1qtnf2
Product: C1q and TNF related 2
Exons: 3
Coding region: 152-1042 (296 amino acids)
Molecular function (GO): protein binding
Source: RefSeq, a predicted model, not a curated record